Molecule: messenger RNA, 1173 nt
Organism: Thecamonas trahens ATCC 50062
Lineage: Eukaryota; Apusomonadida; Apusomonadidae
Product: UDP-glucose 4-epimerase
Exons: 2
Coding region: 37-1083 (348 amino acids)
Biological process (GO): beta-D-galactose catabolic process via UDP-galactose, Leloir pathway
Cellular component (GO): cytosol
Molecular function (GO): UDP-glucose 4-epimerase activity
Source: RefSeq, a predicted model, not a curated record
UCUUACCCUCUCCCCCCCCCCCCUGUCCAAUCCUACAUGUCUGACUCUUCUUCUCUUGGUUGCAUUCUGGUUGCCGGCGGUGCCGGCUACAUCGGCUCGCACACGGUGGUGUGCCUGCUUGAGGCUGGUUACGAGGUGGUGGUUGUGGACAACCUUUCCAACUCGUCCAAGGUAGCGCUCGACCGGGUGGAGCAGAUCACGGGCAAGAGCGUGACGUUCUACAAGGCGGAUCUGUGCGACGACGGAGCGCUGGAGCCCAUUUUCGAGGCGCAUACCUUUGAGGCUGCCAUCCACUUUGCCGGCCUGAAGUCUGUCUCCGAGUCUGUGGCCGAUCCGAUCCACUACUACCGGACCAACAUCGUGUCGUCGCUCAACCUGGUGACGACCAUGGCGAAGCACGGGUGCAAGAAGCUUGUGUUCUCGUCGUCGGCGACGGUCUACGGCGACCCUCAGUACCUCCCGAUCGACGAGGCUCACCCGCUGGCGAUCGAUACCGACUCGCCGUACGGUGCGACGAAGCUCAUGAUCGAGCGCAUCCUGCAGGACGUGCACCGCUCGGACCCCGAGUGGAAGAUCAUCAUGCUGCGGUACUUUAACCCGACCGGCGCCCACGAGUCCGGCCUCAUCGGCGAGGACCCGGUCGGCCCGCCGGCCAACCUCCUGCCGUUUGUCUGCCAGGUUGCCGUCGGCCGCCGCGAGAAGCUCAUGGUCUUUGGCUCGGACUACCCGACCGACGACGGCUCGGGCAAGCGCGACUUUAUCCACGUUGUCGACCUCUCCGACGCCCACGUCGCCGCCGUCAAGGCCCUGCCCAACGUCUCCAUCGAGGCCGUCAACGUCGGCACCGGCAAGUCCACGUCGGUCCUCGAGCUCCACGCCGCCAUGGAGGCUGUCGUCGGCAAGCCGAUCCCCUACGAGAUGGCCGCCCGCCGCCCGGGCGACAUCUGCGAGUGCUACGCCUCGUGCGGCAAGGCCAAGGAGGUCCUCGGCGGCUGGGAGGCCAAGUUUGGCAUCAGCGACAUCUGCGAGUCGGCCUGGCGCUGGCAGUCACAGAACCCGCAGGGCUAUGCCGACCAGGCUUGAUUCUCAUCCCCGCCGCGGAUGGCACGCCGGCCAAGUCUCUGCCGUGACAUCAUCAUUAAUCGUGAAAAAAACAAACAAGUUCAACGAGUG